Molecule: messenger RNA, 1678 nt
Organism: Lytechinus variegatus (green sea urchin)
Lineage: Eukaryota; Metazoa; Echinodermata; Echinoidea; Temnopleuroida; Toxopneustidae
Exons: 7
Coding region: 630-1565 (311 amino acids)
Source: RefSeq, a predicted model, not a curated record
AUCUAUAGCGAGUCUGAUUUCAAUAUUUGAAAUAAUUUGCGUGGAGCCAGGAUUCUUACAGCUAUUAAAUCAGGAAAACGUGACAUAGGCCCCGGAACACGUAAGUAGACCAAUAAAUCCGGUAUUGUCCGUCGGGGAAAACACCGGGAUAUUUUAAGAGACAGGGGGGUGAGACCCCCUUUAGUUGGUGCUAUUUGCUUCCAAUUUUAAUUUCCAAUUUAAGAGGGGUAUUAUAGUGUUUCGCAGCCCUCCUCUCAAAAUUCUCAUACUCUACCUUUUCUUCUUUCUUUCUUCUCCCUAUCUUAUCUAUUUUAUUUCCUUCCACUACUCCCAUUUAGUGACGCCCUGGUGGCCGGUCAAUAUUUUUAUCGCAAUUUUUAUGCUGACCAAUAAGAAUUGUUGUUCCAAAUCAAUUGUAAGCUUUUAUGGGCGGUGACAAGUUUCUGCCCUGAGUUAUAUAGAUUAAGAGUUUGAUAAUUCUUCUCACUGGCCAGUGUAAUUGUCAAAAGCACUUGCUGUGUUAGCAUCAAGCGCAAAAUCUAUCAGAAUUAGAUUAACCCAAAUUUAAGACGGAACACAGUACUGUACUCAAAAGUUCACUGAAGUAGGCCUACCAAUCAACUGCAGUUAUGUUUGCUGGUCUUCUGGGAUUAGAACACAUAUAUUUCGUCACGGCGAUCAUUUUGACGGCUUCCACGACUAUCGGAGGGACUCGGCUAAAGUCGACACUUAGGACCUCUGAGUGUCAAAGCUACCGGUACUUAAGGAUAGAGGAUGGGGUGCUGGUUCAAGGAACCCUUGUCAAUGCAAGUUCUGUCUUCAAACGAAACCAGGACAGAACCGCCACCACAUCCAUCGUUUAUUGUGCUCCUGCCAAAGAUCCAUGUUUAUCGAACCCCUGUAGUCAAGCCAAGGAGUGCUACGCACAUCCGUAUAAUCAGGGAUACGAUUGCGACUGUGCAUUCGGUUACUAUGGUGACGAGUGCCAGCAAAACGGGGAGAUCGGUGCGAUUGUCGAUAAUGAAGGAAAGCUCUUGUUGUUCAAGAUGCCGACAUUUGAGUUAGAACACGAGAUACUGAUAGCUCCUCCCGAUCCAAUGAAAGCGCAAUACAAAUUUUACGCGGCCUACGAUCGCCUGAAUGAUCUGGUCUACGUUGCGGCGAAUGACGUCUUCUACCGUGGCCGACCAAGGUCUUCUGGCCACUUUGAGCGUUUCAACGACUUCACCGAAAUGUAUCCCGGACAAGGAAGGAGUAUAUUGCUUGACAACAAUUUUACCUGGUUGUAUCUGGGUAACAGCGAAUCCGGUCUCAUAACGCGCCACCAGCUUCCGGAUAUGCUCCAGGAGGAGACAAUCUAUGAUGAAAUCCACAUUACUAGGCCUACACGAGAGGAUAGUCCUGCCUAUCCAGGUCCGUUCGUCCUGGCCAUUUCACACAUCAGAAGAUUACUUUUCUGGAUGGAUUCGAUGGGGGAUAAUGGGCUGUGCCGUAGACGAUUGUAUGAACACUGCUGGCCGUGUCCAUUUAUUUUCCGAGGAAAAAAUGCCAAAAGGAGUAGCUAGAUGCCAACUCGUCGUGGAAGAUAAAAUUGGCAAGAUAUUUUGGUCUGACUAUCUUUCAACUGAGGACGGCUAUCCCCAUGAUAUCCUAAUGGCAGAUUUGGAUGGCAAGCGGG